Drosophila innubila is the source of this 1033-nucleotide messenger RNA. RefSeq names its product lysoplasmalogenase-like protein TMEM86A. Lineage: Eukaryota; Metazoa; Arthropoda; Insecta; Diptera; Drosophilidae. The record is from RefSeq and is a predicted model, not a curated record. Gene Ontology annotation, cellular component: membrane. The coding region runs from base 178 to 879 and encodes 233 amino acids. The transcript has 4 exons.
UAUACGUUUUGAUUCAGUAUAUUGACGUUGGUCAAAAGUGCGCAACGUGUUUGCCUGUGCCGGUUGUACAUUUAUUGGGGUUUAAGUGCUCCAUCGUGCGAAACGCCAGCUUGUAUUAACAUUUGCAAUUACUCAAGUGACAGCGUAUAAAUUUGACAAAACAACUGAGCGCCAAUUAUGAACCAUUCACUGCAGUUUGCCAAAUCGAACAGUCUGAAAUUAGCACCAUUUUUUCUAAGUGUGCUGCUUUAUUUUGCGCUUGUGAGGAAAGAUCCACAAGGAGAGCUAUGGACAACUGUGGUCAAAUGCUUGCCAAUAGUGGCAUUGAUGGUAUAUGUUUUGAUUAAAGGAUUUGCGCUCAAUAAACAUUAUCGCCGCUCGCAGUUAAUUCUUCUUGGCCUAAUAUUUUCCUGCGGUGGUGAUGCAUUGCUCAAUGUUAAUUUGUUUCCCUUUGGAAUGGUCUCCUUUGGGGUGGCACACAUAUUCUAUAUCAGCGCAUUUGGUUGGCAUCCGCCUAAGUGGAUUCUAGGAGUGUGUCUUUAUGUGCCGGUGGCACUAUUUGUGGUUUUUGUGCACAAGCAUCUGGAUGAGAUACUGGUCAUAGGCGUGCCCAUCUAUUGUGUGUUGAUUUCCACCAUGUUGUGGCGCGCUUUGGCACGUGCUGUGGAUGCUAAGAGUUUCCUCACAAUUUUCUGUGCAGUGGGCGCGACUUUGUUUGUCAUAUCCGAUGCGCUAAUUGCGGUGACAAUGUUCUUGAGUGUUGCACUGCCCGGAGCACGGCUGCAAAUCAUGAUUACAUAUUAUGUUGCCCAAUUUGCCAUUGCGCUGAGCACCGCGGACGACGGACCAGAGCCACAGCGCAACAAUAAAAACAAAUAGCUCCAUUUAAUGCUCAUCGAGAAUUUAUAACCAAACUACAACCACCAAAAUAAGUACUUCCAAAAUAUUAGAGUAAUAGUUUAUGCCAUCUAGUUGUGAUAGUUAAUGUCUGUUAAAAAUAAAAAUGCCAAUUUAAAAAUAGUUUUAAAUUAAA